AGGCUCAUUACGGUAGCCUGUGGCUCGCUGUCCCCGAUGCAGCUAAUGUUAGCCGCCCUUGCGGCGCAAAUUGGUUCUUAUUAAGGCUCCCUCGCACUUGGGCGACGCUUUGUCGAAAUGUUGUAGUAUCUGGACUGCUAGCGGUUUGAGUAUUGUAGUUUUUCCACAGACUAAUCCGCCUCGUAAGCGAGGCCACAGCCCGUUAGCUCGAUGCUGGCCGACUGAACCCCUUGUCUCCGCAUUGUCUCCUUCUGCUAGCUGACCAUUCAUCACUGCGAAUCUGUCUGAUAGCUAUCAUGGAGUUUCCUUUUGACAUUAACCAGUUAUUCUCCGAGAGGGUCUCCGUCCUGGACCAGACCCUCGUUGCAGGUCGUACAUCAACAGGAAUGCCACAACUUCAAGCCCGCAUAGCCACAGUUAUUGAUGAACUCGGGAGAGCCUCUGCAAAGGCCCAACAGCUCCCAGCAUCCAUAACCAGUGCCUCAAAGCUGCAGUCGCAGAGGCAUCAGCUCUACUUGCUGAAGGACGGAGAGAGCAACGGAGGACGUGGUGUGGCCGUGGGAUUUCUCAAGGUUGGCUACAAGAAGUUAUUUUUGCUUGACCGACAGGGUGUCCAUAUAGAAGCCGAGCCAUUGUGUGUUCUGGAUUUCUACAUCGCAGAGGGCGUUCAGCGGCAUGGCUACGGACUGGAGCUGUUUAAUUUCAUGUUACAGCACAAGAAUUUAGAGCCAGUUGUGAUGGCCUACGACCGGCCCUCUCCCAAGUUCCAGUCUUUCCUGGCGAAGCAUUACAGUCUAACACCAAGUGUUCCUCAGGCCAACAACUUUGUGGUGUUUGAAGGCUUCUUCCUCAACAGACCAGGCUCGCCCUCCUCUCCUCUGAUGGAUCAGGGCCUCUUCGGCUGUUUCGGCCCAGUUGAGAAAGGUUCCCCUCAGAAAGCCGAACGGAGAUAUCAAGCCGUACUCUUUAAUGGAGAGAGAAGUGGUGCUUCGGGAGCAGUUGGCUCGUCCCUGGCCGUUCGCUCCUCCUCACUCCCCCCAGCGGUCGGUAUCCUCCCGGUGCUCCCACUCCCUCAGCGUGGGAUCCUCCCCCAGCAGGGGGCUCCCUCGUACCUUCCCGGCCUCGGCCCCUGGGGGCAGCAGGGACCCGAGCCCACAGUCGCCUCUCAUCGAGCGCUGCAGAGCAAGACGCAGCAGCACACUGGGUAUGGUUGCCAGGAGCAGCCUGUACAGUCGGCACAUGGACAGCAGAGCUGCUGGACUGCUGGACAGACCCUUACCAGGCAGACCUCUCUAGAAGGCACACAAGGGCUUCUGGAUUCAAGUGCUGAGGGGGAGCUCAGGGCGGUUGCCUGUCCUCAGUGUCCAGCACCAGGCAUGCUGGUCCGCCCGAGACACGCGUUGGAGAAGGAGAGUAACAGAGGCGCAUGCGGCUGGUCCUGGGCUGUAGGAGAGAACUGCUACACCUCCCAGUGGGUGAAGCAGAAGCAGGGACACAGGAGCUCCCGGCCCUGGUGACCAGGAGCCAGUUCUUUUAGUCAAAUGCUAAAAAAUGUAACUCUGUUGUUUUCUGGAACCAGUCAUUGCCAUCAGAACACAAAUAUGUGCUGGAGCAGAAACUGUGUUCAGGAGCACCAAUGGGGUGAACUUUCAAACUCCUAAAACCAAGAACUACAUGAGGUGAUAAAACACUGUUCCUUCUCUAGCUGAGUGGUGGAGACUUGAAGUCAUGUGACCACGGUGGGCUUCCUUAAUAGCCUAAAACUGUUCACGCUUCAAAAGAGAAACAAAUACAGGAGCUGUUCAUUGGUGAAGAUGGUAUAGAUGAAUAUACCAAGUGAGUGAUCAAAAAAUGAAAACGGAGAACGUCGUUAGGGGGAACGUCGUUCUCCCUAAGGUUUCUUCCCCUUUUUCCCCAUGGAGAGGUCCCUCUCCCAGGAUGAACAGACUAUAGACUAAUAGUUGUCAUGUGUACAUAAUAAACAAUUUACAAGACGUACAAUA
Molecule: messenger RNA, 2003 nt
Organism: Gasterosteus aculeatus aculeatus (three-spined stickleback)
Lineage: Eukaryota; Metazoa; Chordata; Actinopteri; Perciformes; Gasterosteidae
Gene: atat1
Product: alpha tubulin acetyltransferase 1
Biological process (GO): alpha-tubulin acetylation
Cellular component (GO): microtubule
Molecular function (GO): tubulin N-acetyltransferase activity
Source: RefSeq, a predicted model, not a curated record